Messenger RNA from Rattus norvegicus (Norway rat), 1318 nucleotides. The record is from RefSeq and is a predicted model, not a curated record. Lineage: Eukaryota; Metazoa; Chordata; Mammalia; Rodentia; Muridae.
UUCUCUUUCAUGGUUUAAGAAUAAAUCUUGCCCUGCCCCACCUAGGCAGCUGUGACUGCCCUGAAGAAGUGAGGCCAACAAAGCAUUCUGAGCCUGGGACUCAUCAACUGCCCCUGUCACAGUAGGAGCCCAGCAGGAACACCUGGCAAAAAACCAUGGCGGUAGACCUUCCCAGGUGGCUUCCUCUCCUAUUACUGCUGGGGCUGUGGGAGCCCAUGGGUCUGCUUUGUGCUCAGCCUAAGGGUCUCUCCAAGGCGCGCUGGUUUGAAAUUCAGCACAUAUGGGCUAGUCCUCAGCAGUGCAAUGCAGCCAUGCGUGGUGUCAACAACUAUACCCGAUACUGUAAGCAGAAGAACACCUUUCUGCAUGAAUCUUUCCAGAAUGUGGCUGCUACCUGCGGUUUGCCCAACAUCACAUGCAAGAACGGUCGGAAGAACUGCCACGAGAGUGUGAAGCCUGUCAAAAUGACUGACUGCUCACACACAGGGCAAGCCUAUCCUAACUGCCGCUACAGUGGUGAUGUCCAAUACAAACUCUUCGUUGUGGCCUGUGAACACCCAAAGAAGGACGACCCUCCCUACCAACUGGUUCCUGUGCACUUAGAUAAGGUUGUGUAAGGCUUAGGGUCUUCCCAGGUGUUCAGCACAGGCUGCCUUGCAAUUUAUCCCUUGUUGCCUUUUGUUCCCACAGAAAAGGAAAGGUGUUGGAAAGAUUAAGAUGCCUAAGCUAUCCAAAUGGAGGGUUUUCUUGUUUUUUGUUUUGUUUUGUUUUGUUUUUUUUAAAAAGGGAGUGCAUGAGUUACUUACUUAGUGUACAGAGGUCCCUAGGUUCAAUCACCACCCCACCACCACCACCAAUAAAUAAAUAAAUAAAUAAAUAAAUAAAUAAAUAAAUAGAGAAAGGAAGAAAGAAAGAAAGAAAGAAAGAAAGAAAGGAAGGAAGGAAGAAGAAAGAGGGUUACCUUUGUUGAAGGAGGAAUAUAAGAAAAGCAUAACGAAGGUCCAAGCUUCUGAACACUUUAUCCUGCAUUUUUUUGCAUCAAGCUUUAUUGUACUAUGCUCAUAGAAUUUAAAAAAAUCUUCUUUUUUAAUAUAACGAGUGUGAAUUUGCCGGGUUAUUUGUUGUGUGUGUUUUGACAGAGAGCCCUGGCUGCUCCUCAAGAAGACCUAGGUUUGAUUCCCAGCUCCCACAACCACCGGGAACUCUAGCUCUGCCAACCUUUUCUGGCCUCCAAGAGUACCACACAUUUCCAUGGCUCACAGACAUACAUGCAGGCCAAGCACCAUGCACAUAAAAUAAAGUUCAAAAAUAUUAUUUU